Hevea brasiliensis (rubber tree) is the source of this 873-nucleotide messenger RNA. Its product is annotated as phospholipase A2-alpha. NCBI's taxonomy places the organism in Eukaryota, Viridiplantae, Streptophyta, Magnoliopsida, Malpighiales, Euphorbiaceae. The record is from RefSeq and is a predicted model, not a curated record. The coding region runs from base 138 to 641 and encodes 167 amino acids. Gene Ontology annotation, molecular function: A2-type glycerophospholipase activity; calcium ion binding. The transcript is spliced from 4 exons. Gene Ontology annotation, biological process: lipid catabolic process; arachidonate secretion; phospholipid metabolic process.
CCAUCUCAAGCUUAUUCUCUCAAUAGGCAUAGAAAAGUUCCUCUAUACCUACACCUUCCUCUGUACCUACUCCUCUCACUCUUUAUUUCAGAGCCUUUUGGGCAAAACCAAGCUUCAUCAACUUCAGUCUCAAAGCAAUGGCAAAUAUCAGCCAGCCAUUGAAGUUAGAAGCUUAUCAUCAUCAUCGUCAUCUUCUUGCGUCUUGUUCCCUUGUUCUUGCCCUUUGCUUCUUCUCUUCUGUUCCAGUCCAUGCCCUUAACAUUGGUGUUCAAAAAAUAGAUGCAACUGUCUCUGUGAGUAAAGAAUGCAGCAGGAAAUGUGAGUCUGAGUUCUGUUCAGUGCCUCCAUUUUUGAGAUAUGGCAAGUAUUGUGGGCUACUAUACAGUGGAUGUCCAGGGGAGAAACCUUGUGAUGGCCUUGAUGCUUGCUGCAUGAAGCAUGAUGCCUGUGUUCAAGCUAAGAACAAUGAUUAUCUAAGCCAAGAGUGUAGCCAAAACUUCAUCAAUUGCAUGACAAAUUUCAAGAACUCAGGAGGGCAUACCUUCAAAGGAAACAAAUGCCAAGCUGAUGAGGUUAUUGAUGUCAUUUCCCUAGUCAUGGAGGCUGCUUUGCUUGCUGGAAGAUACCUUCACAAGCCAUGAUAUUGAAAUUUAUUUAACCCAAUCAAUUACCCAAAGCCAAUCAAAUCCAAAGCUCAAACAAUUUUCUGGGAAACUUAGUUUUCUCUUCACUACUUUUGUUUUUGUUUGUAUUUUUUUCAAUCUUCAUUGGCUGAAUCUGGGUAAAUUUAUAAUUUGCUAUUAUUCAUACAUUCAUCUUCUUGUUUAAAUUUAUGUAUUUUCUUCAAUUAAUGAUCACUUUUCCUUCAGGAAA